Punica granatum (pomegranate) is the source of this 1875-nucleotide messenger RNA. The record is from RefSeq and is a predicted model, not a curated record. NCBI's taxonomy places the organism in Eukaryota, Viridiplantae, Streptophyta, Magnoliopsida, Myrtales, Lythraceae.
UCUCUAAUUCUCUGUCCCUGAGAUGGACUGGUCAUCGAACCGGCAAAGCAAACGAAGCUUUCACCAUUACUCAAUCCUCCAUUCGAUCAACAAAAAUGGCGACUUCUCUGUUUCUUCAAGCAAUUUCCUUUUCCGUCAUCCCCUCCCAUACAUUUCUCCCUCAUUUUUAAUAUUCCCUUUCAUGGACUUAACUCCAAGGUAACCCCUCAACCACUGCCCCACCGACGUCCCACCGCAUGAGCUUCCCCUUCCUCAUAUAACCAUUCCCUUUCUCCCUCUCUGGCCCCUCACAGAAGCAAUUCCCGCAGACCCUUUAUCGAUUAACUGGGUUUCUGGGUUCCGGGUCGUCGCGGGGUUUCGCGAAAAAUGAGAGCUUGCUGGAGGGCGAUUGUGGCGGUUUUCUUCGCCGGUGCUCUUCUGUGGAGCUGCGGAGCUGAGCAGAGGCCGCGCACUGAGCGCAUUUCGGGGAGCGCUGGCGACGUCCUGGAAGAUGAUCCAGUGGGGAGGUUGAAAGUAUUUGUUUAUGAGCUUCCUAGUAAGUAUAACAAGAAGAUCCUCCAAAAGGACCCGAGAUGCCUCAAUCAUAUGUUUGCUGCCGAGAUUUAUAUGCACAGAUUCCUGUUAUCGAGUCCCGUCCGGACUCUCAAUCCUGAGGAAGCAGACUGGUUCUACACGCCUAUAUACACGACGUGUGACCUUACUCCCACUGGGCUUCCCUUGCCCUUCAAGUCCCCCAGGAUGAUGAGAAGCGCGAUUCAGCUCAUCUCCACGACUUGGCCUUAUUGGAAUCGGACUGAGGGCGCUGAUCAUUUCUUCGUUGUGCCUCAUGAUUUUGGAGCCUGCUUCCAUUACCAGGAAGAGAAAGCAAUUGAGAGGGGAAUUCUCCCGCUUCUCCAGAGAGCGACCUUGGUUCAGACCUUCGGACAGAGAAAUCACGUUUGUUUAAACGAAGGCUCCAUUACCAUUCCCCCAUAUGCUCCUCCCCAGAAAAUGCAGACCCACCAGAUUCCCGUGGAUACUCCUCGGUCUAUCUUUGUCUACUUCCGUGGCUUGUUUUAUGACGUUAAUAACGAUCCGGAAGGUGGUUAUUAUGCGAGAGGUGCGAGGGCUGCUGUUUGGGAGAAUUUCAAGAACAACCCACUGUUUGACAUCUCGACGGACCACCCAACCACCUAUUACGAGGACAUGCAACGGGCCAUCUUCUGCCUGUGCCCAUUGGGUUGGGCCCCGUGGAGCCCCAGGCUUGUAGAAGCUGUAGUCUUUGGGUGCAUCCCAGUGAUCAUAGCAGAUGAUAUCGUUCUUCCAUUCGCUGACGCCAUCCCAUGGGAAGAAAUUGGGGUAUUUAUAGAUGAAAAGGAUGUACCAAACUUGGACACGAUCCUCGUGUCCAUCCCACCCGAUGUUAUACUGAGGAAGCAGAGGCUGCUCGCAAACCCUACGAUGAAACGGUCUAUGCUAUUUCCCCAGCCCGCUCAGCCUGGAGACGCUUUCCAUCAGAUACUGAAUGGAUUAGCUCGGAAGUUGCCGCACAGCAGGAAUGUUUUCCUGAAACCCGGGGAGAAGAUGCUGAACUGGACAGCAGGGCCCGUGGGGGACAUGAAACCUUGGUAGUAAGCAAAUAUCUCUUCUGUCUAUACUCUAUAGCUCCUUCGAUGUAAAGACACAGGCUCUGAUGCGGCGAUUUCGUAUCAUUUUGUAUGUAAGCGGAUGGUUCUUGGAGAUAAUUUCUUGUAUGUGAUUAAGAAAAGGAUUCAUUCAUCUAAUAGAGGAUUUGCUGCUUUCAUUGUAUUGCUGUGAGCUCUGAUGUAUCGGUUCCAUGGACCGUGUAACACAAACUUUGGAUAUGUGAACCUUAGUGUUGAUGUUCGCGUCUAA